AUGGGAUUAAAAAUGUCAGAAUCAGCUAAACCAUACUUUGCAAUGGUUUGUCUUCAGUUCGGUUACGCCGGUAUGAACCUGAUCACUAAAACCGUUCUUGACCGUGGUAUGAGCCACUACGUUCUAGUUACAUACCGCAACGCUUUUGCCACAGCCGUGAUCGCACCUUUUGCAUUUCUCUCCGAAAGGAAAGUGAGGUCAAAGAUGACGUUCCCAAUAUUCAUGCAAAUAUUUGUUCUUGCUCUUCUCGGGCCUGUGAUUGAUCAGAACCUAUACUACAUCGGUCUGAAACUCACUUCUCCGACGUUUUCCACGGUCGUCAGUAACAUCAUGCCCGCUCUUGUCUUUAUUCUCGCCACUCUUUUCAGGAUGGAAAAAGUGGAGAUUAGAAAAGUAAGAUGCCAAGUAAAAGUGGUGGGGACAUUAGUGACAGUGGUUGGAUCCAUAUUGAUGAUAUUAUACAAAGGUCCUUUCAUCAAUUUCUUCCGAUCUCAAUCCACCACCGCCUCUCCGCCGCUCGCCGGUGAUUAUCUCAAAGCCACAGUCUUCCUCCUCCUCGCCUCCCUCUCAUGGGCUUCAUUUUUCGUUCUUCAGGCAUCGACUUUGAAGAAAUACUCAGCUCACCUCUCUUUAUCAACCAUGGUCUGUUUCGUGGGAACGUUGCAAUCUUUAGCCCUAACUUUCGUAAUGGAACACAAUCCUUCGGCUCUGAACAUUGGUUUUGACAUGAACCUUCUAGCUUCUGCAUAUGCGGGAAUAAUGUCAUCGAGCAUAGCUUACUACAUUCAAGGACUUAUGAUGCAGCGAAAGGGGCCUGUCUUUGUCACUGCUUUUAACCCUCUUGUCGUAGUCAUUGUCUCCAUAAUGAGUUUCUUCGUUCUCGGCCAAGGGAUCUACCUUGGAGGGGUUAUUGGAGUAGUUGUUUUGACGGUGGGAGUCUACGCCGUGUUAUGGGGCAAACACGUAGGUGAUGAUGGUGAAGCAAUAUGCCUUCAAGAUAACACGACUUUAGAAGCCGUUAAAUGUUGUAGUGGCAAUAAUGGUCUCUCCAUGAUGCCUAAAAUCGACGAAGCUGAUGAGGAUGUUGAAACCGGGAAAGUUAAGGCUGAUCAAGAGAAGGAAUCAUCGGUGGUGGUUGUGGUUUUUUGUAGUGAAAAUGUGGAUAACGUUUCACGACGUUAACUAGAUGGCUUUUUUGUUUUGUUUGAGGCAAAGUUAGGAGAAGAGUCACUUAUUUUUGGUACUUGUAAGCUUGAAUUACUUCCCCUCCUUCAAAAGUUCUAUUUAAUUAGAGGUUUUGACUUAUUAGAGUAACUUAGUAUUCCAUUUUGAUCUCUAACUAGCUAUAAGCUUAUGUAAAUCACUGCAUUUGGUAUUAAUAUGCAACUACUACAUAUUUUACUCGUUUGUAAAUGAAUAAACAUGGGAGUUUCUUAUAA
Molecule: messenger RNA, 1439 nt
Organism: Eruca vesicaria subsp. sativa (arugula)
Lineage: Eukaryota; Viridiplantae; Streptophyta; Magnoliopsida; Brassicales; Brassicaceae
Source: the annotation of a GenBank genome assembly